This is a messenger RNA of Diaporthe batatas, 2485 nucleotides long. RefSeq lists its product as uncharacterized. The transcript is spliced from 3 exons. Gene Ontology annotation, molecular function: flavin adenine dinucleotide binding; long-chain-alcohol oxidase activity. The record is from RefSeq and is a predicted model, not a curated record. Lineage: Eukaryota; Fungi; Ascomycota; Sordariomycetes; Diaporthales; Diaporthaceae. The coding region runs from base 149 to 2485 and encodes 778 amino acids.
UUUCCGCCAGGAUAUUUGGAGGCUCUGUGGUUUCUUCGCCGUAACCUUCUCCACGGCUCAUGUCCGCUUCCAUACGUUUCUUCCAUAAUUCGGUUUAGCAUACCAUUCACUCAAGACACAUCAUCUAUAACUGCUGAUAUCGGAGAAGAUGACGGACUCAAUAGCCGAUAUGCUGACGGUCCAAAAGCCAGCGGGCAUACCAUGGCGUCUCAAGACGGCAGAGCUCAUGCCCCACGAGCAGUGGCGGACGCUCAUGGCUCUCAUGGACACAGUCGUGCCCAGCAUUCAGAAGGAGUCGACAGCCCCGAAGCGGAAAUCCAGGUCAAUAGCCUACAUCUCAGACAGCCGUUACCAAGAUGCAGUUUCUCACCUGAAGAGUAACACGAUUCUGCUUGACAACGCGUCGGAGGAUGAGCUGGACAAGUACCUCUCAGAUAGGCCAACCGACGAUCUCAUGUUCCAACAGGUUCUGAAGGGCAUGCUGCACCAUGUCCCCCCCGAGCUGCAAACGUUGCUCUCCCGUGUUCUGUACUUACUGAACACGCAGGCCGGUAGUCUCAUUCUCACUGGGUAUGCCACGCCUAUCGCCAAGCUGCCGCUGGAGGACCGCACCAAGAUCCUCCAUAAGUGGGCCAACAGUAGCCUGUAUAAAAUCCGUGGUCUCUACAGGCAGGUCACCACGCUGGCCAAGGUCGUCUUCAGCGCCACGAACCCAGCCUUCUUCAAACUAUCUGGCUUCCCCACGACACCUGUAGGGUGGAAACCCCCGACGGGUUACCCUUACGAGUUCAUCCAGUUCCCACCUGCCUCCGCCCCGGCUCCCGGGGCCAAGACGUCGUCACAGCCUCCACCGGUCGAGAUCGAAACCGACGUGGUGAUAGUAGGCUCGGGCUGCGGGGCUGGCGUCUGCGCCAAGAACCUCGCCGAGGCGGGCCACCGGGUCCUGGUCGUCGACAAGAGCUACUACUUCGACGCGUCGUCGUUCCCCAUGGCCUCGGGCGAGGCCUUCUUCCACCUGUUCGAGGGCGGCUGCACCACGGGCAGCGACGACAACAGCAUCUCCAUCGUGGCGGGCUCGUGCUUCGGCGGCGGCGGCACCAUCAACUGGAGCGCCAGCCUGCAGCCGCAGGGCUUCGUGCGCGACGAGUGGGUGCGCGAGCGGGGCCUCGCCUUCUUCGGCACGCAGGAGUUCCAGAACUGCCUGGACCGCGUCUGUGGCCAGAUGGGCGUGCACGAGGACUUUGAGCCGAACCACGGCAACGCGAUCCUGCUCGAUGGCGCGAGGAAGCUGGGCUGGUCUGCCAAGAAGGUCCCGCAGAACACGGGCAGCUGUGCUCAUGAUGAUGGCCACUGUGCGAUGGGCUGCUCCACUGGCGAGAAGAACGGCCCUGUGAAUGGCUGGUACCCCGAUGCUGCGAGGCACGGGGCGAAGUUCGCCGAGGGGUUCAAGGUAAAGAAGGUGCUCUUUGAUGAGAGCGGGAGGAAGAGGGCUGUGGGGGUUGUUGGUACGUGGACCAGUCGUGGCAAGGAUGGCAAGACGGAUGGCCCAGAUGAGGACAAGAUUGUGAGGGAGGUGGUCGUCAAGGCAAAGAAGGUCAUUAUCAGCAGUGGCACUCUAUGGAGCCCGAUCAUAUUGAAGAACAGUGGCCUCAAGAACUCCCAGAUCGGCCGCAACCUUUACCUACACCCAGUCAACGUUUUGCACGGCUUCUUCAAAGAAGAUGUCCGGCCGUGGGAGGGUGGCAUCCUGACCACAGUCGUCAACACCUUCGAGAACAGCGAUGGCAAAGGCCACGGCCCAAAGCUCGAGGCCCUCUCCAUGAUGCCGUGCUUCUCGAUGCAGUUCCUGAACUGGACAGACGGCGUCGACUUCAAGCUCCUCGCCCUCAAGUACCGCCACAUGAACAGCUACAUCUCCAUCGUGCGCGACCGCGACACCGGCACCGUAUACCCAGACCCGGUAUCCGGCCAGCCUAGGAUCAUAUACACACCAUCUGCAUUUGAUCGCGCCCAUGCCAUGAUCGGCCUCGUCGCCCUGGCCAAGAUCCUCUACCUCCAGGGCGCGGUGGAGAUCCACGCCGGCCUGCCAGGCAUGAGGCCCUUCAUCCGCGAGGAUGCAUCAGCCGCCCCGUCCACAAAGCCGACGGACGACCUCGUCAGCACGGUAUCCGACGCCGGCAUCGCCGACCCCCGCUUCCAGGCCUGGCUCGCCGAGCUCGAGAAGCACGGCAACAAGCCGCCCGCCGCGACCUUCUGCACCGCGCACCAGAUGGGGACGAACCGGAUGAGCACUUCCGAGAAGACCGGGGUGGUCGACCCGCGUGGCAGGGUCUGGGGCACCGAGGGCCUGUACGUGAGCGACGCGAGCGUGUUCCCUAGCGCCAGUGGUGUUAACCCCAUGGUGACGAAUAUGGCUAUUUCGGACUGGAUCUCGAGGAAUGUGGCGGGCGAUCUUGCGAGGGAUGGGGAGAGGGCUCGGCUGUGA